Messenger RNA from Penicillium vulpinum, 2007 nucleotides. RefSeq lists its product as uncharacterized. Lineage: Eukaryota; Fungi; Ascomycota; Eurotiomycetes; Eurotiales; Aspergillaceae. The record is from RefSeq and is a predicted model, not a curated record. The coding region runs from base 1 to 2007 and encodes 668 amino acids. The transcript has 3 exons.
AUGAGCCCUACGAAGAUGCCCCUUCGGGCCGAUGAAGAGAUGGGCAAGAAAGAUGACGACCAUCGACCAUCUGAUCAAGCACGAUUCCUCCCUCUACGACACCGAGCCAUGCCUCGGCCCCAUCGAGUACUGCUAGCUAUCAUUGCGUUUGUUCUCUUCUACGAGUUCUUCAAGCACAUGCCGACAGACCUGGGACCCGCCGCCGAUCGGUACAACCCGGGGAUUGCGAAGCUACGAGAAGAAACCCUUGCUAGAUUGACUAGCUCAGAUACGCAGCCGGAUACUCCCAAGCCAGGUACUGCAUCACCAGACAAUUUGCCACCAGUUAAGGUGUUGGGAUCGAACCGAAACACGGAACCUUACGAUGGGAUGAUCAAGUACUACGACUUGGCCCAGUCUCUUCCUCGCGUCAAGUAUUCACAGAAAACUCCCAGCCGUGCAGUUAUGUUCGCAGCUUCAAGUCUCCGCAGUGUGUCGGAUCUUUUGCCUCUAGCUUGUCGGAUGGCUGGUGAGAAGCUGAACCAUGUGCAUUUCACCUUAAUGGGAAGGGAGGAAGUUUCGAUUGAAGGAAUCAAAGAGGUUAACAGAAUCAGAGAUAGUGAAUGCCCGAUGAUAUGGCACGAUGCUCGGCCGGACUAUGCACCUAGAUCUACCAAUGAUCGUAUGAAGCGGUCCGUGAUAGGAGGGCUGCAAAACAUACAAAUCUAUAUCAGCCCUGAGGUUAUCAUUACACAGGGUCGGGACUGGGAGGAUUCCUUCUUCUGGGACGGGGUCGAUGUCCAUGCUCAAGAAGAUAGCGUCCCCCAUGUUGUUCUCUCGGCUGCUUCAAGGGAUCUUAUGUGGAUAGCCUCGCUGGAUAGCGAAGCUCUUCGAUCGUGGAAUAAGAUACAAAUCGAAAUGGUUGUGCAUGCACCCUCCGAGUCUUCUGGGUCUUUGAUCAGGCUUAUCAAGUCAUUGGAUGCAGCCAACUAUUUAGGAUCGAUCCCAAGCUUGACAAUAGAGCUCCCUCAGCAGGCGGAUUCGCAGUUGCUUCGGUUUUUACAGCAUUUGGAUGGGUUAACCCAGAUUUCUGACCGAAUCACGAUUCGGCGGCGCAUUCAACCGCAUGACAUGGACACAGCAGAAUCAUCGCUUCGAACCGUGGAGUCGUUCUAUCCACGGGACCCUGAGAUGACACAUUUACUUAUGCUAUCUCCACAAACCGAGCUCGCACCGUCGUUCUAUCACUACCUCAAGUUUGUUGUAUUGAACUACAAACAGUCAGCCCGGGCCAAGCGCAUAUUUUCCAAUAUGAUUGGCAUCUCACUCGAAUUGCCAUCAUCCAAACCCACGGCUGGUAGCCAACCUUUCACACCACCGCCCAUGACCGUUAAAGGUAAAGAACAGUUUCUUUCCUCGUUCCUCUGGCAGGCUCCCAAUAGUAACGCCGCUUUGUACUUUGGUGAUGCAUGGGCGGAAUUCCAUUCUUUCAUGGCUAACCGCCUGUCGACUCCGGAAUUCGCGGCGGCCUCCCAAACAAAGUUGAUAUCAGAGAAAUAUCCGGCCUUUAUGGAGCACAUGCUCGAGAUGAUCCGUGCCAAAGGAUAUUAUCUCCUGUAUCCAUCAUUCCCAGGGAUCGAUUCUUCUUCGAUUGCCACAGUACACAACGAGCUAUAUCAGUCACCAGAAGAAUUCGGGGACUCAAAUCGCGCCACCUCGGGCGAAGAAUCCGGUAGAAAACCUAUUGGCUUGGGGUCUAUUGAGAAACCGCUGAGCCAUGCAUCAACUAUUAUGCCACUCCUUGACUUGUUCCCUUCGGGUCUUCCCGAUCUUGAUGCUUUGCCUCUUCUUUCAUACGACGGAGAGGGAUUAACGGCCACGGCAUACACCCAACAGACGGAAGAAUAUGCCAAGGAGUUUCGGGCCCAUUAUGGAGGAUGUGCUGGCAAUAGCAGGAUUGAGGAUCCCUCGACAGGCCAAUUAUUUUGCAUUCAAGACCGACUUCCUGACGAAACCCCCAGGAUCUGA